CCGUAACAGGUCGGGCGAAAACGGGUUAAGAUGUUGCUAAGAGACAGAGAGAGAGAGGGAGGAAACGGUUGAUAUUACAAUGACUCUACUACAUAUGUAGAUAGUUGCAAAUUCCUUGCUUGGCGCAUCAUUGCGAUGAAGUCGUGCCUCCAAUGCUCCAUAUGUGAUAAGCGCGAGGCAGGUAUAUCGAUAAGAAGCACUCGACUCGGGGCCCCCUCCACCUAAGUAGGUAGGCACAUCCUGCAGAGAUAGCGAGCAACGCCAGCUCCAUAAACAAAGACGCACCCCAGAAAUUUCCGCCGCUUUUUUUGCGCGAGCCUCAACCUUGCACUUGCUGCCGUCCACCGGCCAUCGUCGCAUACCGCGAGACCCCAUACCGCCAUGGUGCGAAUCAAGGAACGCUACCUUCUCGUGAAGAUACUAUACCCUAACGAGAUCGGCACCCGCCCCGAUCUGCCCGAUCUUGUCCUCGUAAACCAGCCGACGACCGACCAACUCACCCCGGCCCUCCUCCUCCGAACCAUACGCGCCGAGGUCGCCAGUCUAUUCGGGGACUACGGCGCCGGGGCCAUCGAAGCCGGAAGCUUGACAGUCAAAUAUCACUCCCCCGCCACCUCGACCUUCAUCGUGCGGACUACGAGAUCGACUUACCGCCUCGUGUGGGCUGCCCUCUCUUUUAUGAACUCGGUCCCUGUCAAGAACGGCAAGCCGUGCAUCUUCCGCGUCGUUCACGUGAGCGGCACCAUGCGCAAAGCCGAGGAAGAGGCCAUUCGCCGCGCUCGGAACCUCAUCUUCGCCGCAGAGAACGGCCGAGGCGGCCAGACCGACGACCCUCUCGGCAAUCUAUUCGGACAGCCAACCCGGUCAGAUGACGCUACCGCCACCGACCUGUUAGGUAUUGAGGACGACGAUAGCGAUGCAGAGAUGGGCGAAGUAAGCGACGGUUGAGAGGGCAUCACCUCUUCUUUCGGACUACCUUUAUCCCACUAUCGCCUACAGGCGGCGGCAUUCCGUCGAACUCGUCAUCGUCAUCCGGUAUCAAGCC
This is a messenger RNA of Durotheca rogersii, 1045 nucleotides long. Its product is annotated as Rpp14 family protein. Gene Ontology annotation, biological process: tRNA 5'-leader removal. The transcript has 2 exons. The coding region runs from base 382 to 948 and encodes 188 amino acids. Lineage: Eukaryota; Fungi; Ascomycota; Sordariomycetes; Xylariales; Xylariaceae. The record is from RefSeq and is a predicted model, not a curated record. Gene Ontology annotation, cellular component: ribonuclease P complex.